AUGAUUGUUGCUGUCCUGGGCGCCAGAUGGACAGCAGACUGGGAUACACCUGUGAAGACGAGGUCAAGUUCUUUGGUCCUCGAUCUUGGAAGCGAGGGCAAUAAAGAAGUCGGCGUCGAUGAUGAGCUAGACACUGGGGAUGUUGAUUCUUCAGAAAGGUUCUCCUGUACUCUUUUGUCUGUUACCACAGGCAAGCCACGGCGUCUUGGUGGCAGAGCAGGGGAACUGAUCCUCCGGCUUAUCUCGCCGUCUAGUGGAGCGCUAUUUAGAGUUUUGGGCGUAUCGGUAAAGUCUGAGGAAGGACUAAGCAUUGGAGCUGACGGCAGUUCAAUGCAUCGCUUUCGCACAAUCACUUGA
Molecule: messenger RNA, 357 nt
Organism: Protopolystoma xenopodis
Lineage: Eukaryota; Metazoa; Platyhelminthes; Monogenea; Polystomatidea; Polystomatidae
Source: the annotation of a GenBank genome assembly